Saccostrea cuccullata (small rock oyster) is the source of this 1190-nucleotide messenger RNA. RefSeq lists its product as uncharacterized. The record is from RefSeq and is a predicted model, not a curated record. Lineage: Eukaryota; Metazoa; Mollusca; Bivalvia; Ostreida; Ostreidae. The transcript has 5 exons. Bases 522 to 1190 code for a protein of 222 amino acids.
UUUUCCUGGAUCAUCAUCAUCACAAAGUUCAACAGAAAAGAAUUCCACUCCCUUAACACCAUCAACUUUUCCUGGAUCAUCAUCAUCACAAAGUUCAACAGAAAAGAAUUCCACUCCCUUAACACCAUCAACUUUUCCUGGAUCUUCAUCAUCACAGAGUCACAGAAAAGAAUUCCACUCCCUUAACACCAUCAACUUUUCCUGGAUCAUCAUCAUCACAAAGUCCAACAGAAAAGAAUUCCACUCCUUUAAUACCAUCAACUUUUCCUGGAUCUUCAUCAUCACGAAGUCCAUCAGAAAAGAAUUCCACUCCCUUAACACCAUCAACUUUUCCUGGAUCAUCAUCAUCACAAAGUCCAACAGAAAAGAAUUCCACUCCCUUAACACCAUCAACAACUACUGGAUCAUCAUCAGGCACUUCACUCCCAACUCCACAGGCCCCAUCCGAAAAAAUUACAUCCAUACAGACUGCAUCCACUUCGCAAUAUGAGACAUCUACAUCACCUUCAUCCUCAAUUCAAAUGACAUUUUCACAACCUUAUACACCCUCAUACUCAGACAUAUCAGCACCAUCACCAGUCAGUACAAGAACUCUGCUCGGGGAAGCUGUGUCUAUGGCUGUAGACAUGGAUGGGCCUCCAUAUUUCGCCAGACCAACCCCACAUUAUCCAACUCCAUGUCAAAAUUGUGAACAGUUGCGUCUGGCAAAUGAAAAUCUACAACGUCAGAUGUAUGAAGUGCAGCAAAACUGUUACUCAUUAAACACAAGGCUAUAUCAGGUAGAGCAAUUUGUGUUCCAACAGCAGCAGCAACAUAAUGUCAGUGGGCCACUUCUGAGCGGGAGACCUCCCAUAUCACAUGACGCAGCACAAGAGGAUCAGCAUCAAGUGGAGUCCUUAUACAAUGGAUUUACGAAGGCUCAACUGGUUCAUGACCUUCCAGGUAAGGGCUGGAAAGGGGACGCAAAAUGGCUCCUCAGAAGAAUGUUCACAUUUGAAGAAUUAAAAGGACAUUCCAUAACGGGCCAUCAUGGAGCCAGCAAGAAAAAUGGGAAGGUGCGUCCCCCUCUGGACGACCAAGAUAAGCUCAAGGUCCUUUAUGAUAUCAUAAUGGAGAAAUACCCAGGGAGACUGAUAACAGAUAUAAAUAUAGUUUUGGCUGACAUCGUCAAACCUUCAGCCCCCGAUUAG